CUCUGCUGCUGGUCGCGUCUAGUUGUUUACGUUUUUUGUAUUUUGUUUAAAUAAUAGAAGAAAAGGAAGUUAAAAUGCCGUCGUUUGCGAAGGUUAUUGUGUUGCUAGCCUCUCUGGUCACAUUCGGUUACACGUUUUACGUGGUCAGAAAAUUAACGAUUUUUCUUUCUGAACCGCGUUCUAUUUCAAAUGCGCAAACUUGGAUCUUUAAUUUAUUGGACAACAAGUCGCGAUUGGAAACCGCCUAUGGGCCAGUUGUAAUGGACACCCUCUAUGUGAUUGGAUUUAUAUUUCAGCACAGCUUCCUCAAGUCAGCAUUCGUAAAGAAUCUGCUGCGUAAAUUGCAUUUGGCUUCCGCGGAGCGAACUAUUUAUACUCUGACAUCAUCGCUUUGUUUACAUUAUCUGGUACAAAACUGGCUGCCAGCUCAAUCGAUUGUGCUCUGGCAGAUCAAUGUGGAUGAGAGCGCACCGCUCUGGUGGACUUUUGUGAUAACUCAUGCAGUAUGCUGGACAGUCAUUUACGGUGGCAGCUUCAUAAUGGAUCCGGUGGAAUUGCUGGGCGUCAAGCAGACCUACUAUGAUAUACAUAACUACUCGGAGCCCUUAGCGUACAAGUCGCUUGAGUUGCGUAAUCUUUAUUCACAUGUGCGUCAUCCAUCCUUCGUUGGAUUCACGCUAAUUCUGUUUGUCACCAAUGUAAUGAGCCUUGAUCGGCUGCUUCUCGCUGUCCUGCUUACUACGUACAUGUACGUAGCUUGGUCUACGGACGAGACUGAUGUCGCCUACCAGCAGAAGCAACUGCAGCGCAAAAAACUCGGCUUGAAGGCUCAAUAAGGGCGUCAUGCACUUGAUCUUGAACAACAACUCCCUCCUAGUUAAGUAUUUAACUAUAACAACAUACUUUUUCUAAUCUCGUACCUAAUAAACUACUAACUCAUUUAAAUCACUGAUGAAGCAAAUGUGCCUCAUCGAUCCUUUGAUGGAAUCACUCCAACUAAUGUGCCUUAAUAGGCCUCUGCUCGCUGUGUUUCUUACUACGUACAAGUAUCUGUAGUAUAAACAGUUGCAGAGCAUUAAGUACAAAUUGAAAGUCAUCAUCUUGGACUUAAGCAAUAACUCUCUCUUAGUUAAGAAUAUACUUAUAACAACGUACGUUUAUUUUCUCGUAACCUAAUGUAACUAAUAAAGUUUUAGCUCAUUCGCACCACCGACGGAUCAAA
Messenger RNA from Drosophila montana, 1222 nucleotides. RefSeq names its product nurim homolog. The record is from RefSeq and is a predicted model, not a curated record. The transcript has 2 exons. Gene Ontology annotation, cellular component: nuclear membrane. Lineage: Eukaryota; Metazoa; Arthropoda; Insecta; Diptera; Drosophilidae. Bases 75 to 836 code for a protein of 253 amino acids.